This is a messenger RNA of Caenorhabditis elegans, 1201 nucleotides long. It is a transcript of the gene tbx-11, whose product is annotated as Putative T-box protein 11. The transcript has 2 exons. Gene Ontology annotation, biological process: regulation of DNA-templated transcription; positive regulation of DNA-templated transcription. The record is from RefSeq and is marked reviewed. Bases 77 to 1045 code for a protein of 322 amino acids. Gene Ontology annotation, molecular function: RNA polymerase II cis-regulatory region sequence-specific DNA binding; DNA-binding transcription factor activity. Gene Ontology annotation, cellular component: nucleus. NCBI's taxonomy places the organism in Eukaryota, Metazoa, Nematoda, Chromadorea, Rhabditida, Rhabditidae.
AAUUAGUUUCGGUGCCUCAGUCAUUCAUUCAGUCGCUUUAUCUUGUUUGCAUACGCUUUCUUACUUUUUUAUCCAAAUGGAUCAACCAAUCUCUGUUACUCUCUCUUCAACCACUGAUCCUCUCUGGAGGUCUUGCCACGAAUAUGAUAAUGAAAUGGUGAUCACUGUCAACGGUCGCCGUAUAUUCCCAACUCUCGAGUACACAGUGACAGGACUUGAUACUUUUAAGCUAUACUCAAUGUGCAUGCACUUGGAUUUGGUGGAUGAUAAGAAGCUUAGAUUCACUGGAGGACAAUGGGCUGAAUCAGUGUCAACUGAGAAAAAGGACCCACCUCGCAAAGUUUGGCAUCACAAUGGAUCACAAACUGGAAAGGAUUGGAUGCUCAGAAAUGUCAGUUUCGAUCAGAUUAGAAUCACAAAUCGGAAGUCAAAGGAAGAUGGCAACGCUUCGUAUGUUCACUUGCUCACCCAGCACAGAUACAUUCCAGUUCUCACCAUCUACGAAGGAGAUCAGCUAGUCCAUACCGCUCGUAUUCCACACAGCCAAUUCAUCAGUGUCACUGCGUAUCAUAAAGGCGAACUCAACACCUUGAAAACCAAUAACAAUCCGUAUUCAACUGGAUCUCGUAAGGAUCGUCGUCGUGAACGUCAAUCUCCAGUCUAUUCAGAAGGUACAAGCUCCGAGAAGAGCAUCUCACCACCACCUGCCAAGAAAAUCAAGGACAUGGCACCAGCCCUCCCUGACUAUUCAGUUAUUUCAAAACCAAACCUGCUCCAGUCUCUGAUUUUCCCCAUGAUCGCCGAACAGCCAAGCACAAGCCAAUCGCCCCCAGCUCCACCAGUGUUUCCAUUCAAUCCAGACCUCCAAAUGCAAAUGCUCCAGCCAUUUAUGCUCCCCCAAUUCGGGUUCCCAUGUGGAUUCCCAUCUAUCAAUCCAUUCAUGAAUCCAUUCCUCACUCCAUUCACUUCAAUGUUCCCAACUCCUACCGUAAGUCCAGACGGUGAAGGUGUAAAACUGGAACCGGAAGCCUUUGUUGAAGUUUAACUUUUGCUGGCACCUACAUUUUUUUCCAAUUUUUCAAAUUUUUCCAAAAUCCUUCCUCCGGGUGUAUUUUUCCUGUUUUCCCUUCUCAUUCCUUGUUAUUUUGUUAUUUUUUCCUAAUUUGAGUCAUCUUUGAAAUAAAAAUUGAGAAUCAUCAGU